GGGCCGACAGCAGCCUCUGAACACCGCAGUGCAUGCUACCGCUCAGCCUGCUCCUCUGUUCGCCUUUCUUCCACAGCAGCGACGCCACGGAGGAAAACAGACGUCCUGUCUGUGAUUUUUACCCCAAACACCGGAGGACUGCCCGCGUCCUGACAAGUCCGCUCGCUCCCCUCCUGUCUGCCCGCAUUCUGCUCUGUCAGAGCCUGGAAAGGUCCGCUCUGGAGACCGCAUCGUGUUCAAUUAACGGGGAUAUGGGAGCAUUAAAGCCGUGCUGCCUUCAAUGCCGCAGUGUGUGCGGGGAUGCUCUGCAGGUGCGGUGUGUGGUGUAAAUAGGACAGAAUUCAGAAGAUAAAGUUGGCAGUUUCACAGCUGACUACUCACUGGAACGAAAGCCAGAAGAACUAUCGAUCCAGACCAGCUUCAAAGAACCAGGAAAGUCUGGUUUUUCCAGUCACAGACUUUCUGCAAGAUCAAAGGUGCAGCGGGGGCGAGGCUGCUCGCAGGUCAAAACAAACCUGACACCAUGGAUGUGGAUGAGGAAGAAAACAUGAGUUCAAGCAGCACAGACGUUAAGGAAAACCGAAACCUGGACAACGUGUCCUGCAAAGACGGGAUGGGAGUCGGUGAUCAGCUCCCCAAUGGAAGCGGCCAUGGCAGUCGAAAGCGCCCCUUAGAGGAGGGCAACAAUGGCCACGCACAUUCCAAGUUCCGAGCCAAGAAGCGCAAGAAAACACCUGGACCGGUGCUGCCUAAGAAUGCUCUGAUGCAGCUGAAUGAGAUCAAACCAGGUCUCCAGUACAAACUGCUGUCUCAGACUGGGCCGGUCCAUGCACCAGUGUUUGUCAUGACUGUGGAGGUCAAUGGGCAAAUGUUUGAGGGCAUGGGUCCAACCAAGAAGAAAGCUAAACUAAAUGCAGCUGAGAAAGCGCUGCGUUCCUUUGUUCAGUUUCCCAAUGCGUCUGAGGCUCACCUGGCCAUGGGCCGUACACUUACAGUGAAUACAGACUUUACAUCAGAUCAAGCGGACUUCCCUGACAUGCUCUUCAAUGGUUUUGAGACACCAGCUCCUCCUGAAGAAUCCUUCUAUCUAGGCUCCAACGGUACAAACUCACUAGGGGAGUAUCCAUUACCCACACCACCUGGCAGCAACCUUGUCCAGGCUCCGUUGCCCUCUCCAUCUGCAUUCAGCUCACCCUCCACUGGCAAAAACCCGGUCAUGAUCCUCAAUGAGCUCAGGCCAGGCCUCAAAUAUGACUUUGUCUCAGAGAGUGGUGAGAGUCACGCCAAGAAUUUUGUGAUGUCAGUAACUGUGGACUCAGAGACGUUUGAAGGCUCAGGGCGCAACAAAAAGCUGGCUAAAGCCCGGGCAGCACAGGCCGCCCUCUCUGCUCUCUUCAACAUGCAGCUAGACCAGACACCGUCCAGGCAACCCAUACCAAGAGAGGGGUUGCAACUUCACCUUCCCCAGGUUCUGGCUGACGCCGUCUCUCGCCUGGUGGUGGAUAAGUUCAGUGAGCUGACAGACAACUUCACCUCCCCUCAUGCACGAAGAAAAGUCCUGGCAGGAGUCGUCAUGACAACAGGGACUGAUGUGAAGGAAGCACAGGUCAUCUGUGUCUCCACGGGAACCAAGUGCAUCAACGGUGAGUACAUGAGUGACCGCGGCCUGGCACUAAACGACUGCCAUGCAGAGAUAAUCGCCCGACGCUCGCUCAUCAGGUACCUCUACACCCAGCUGGAGUUCUACCUCAGCAACAUAAAAGAGGACCAUCACAAGUCCAUAUUUGUGCCAUGUGACAAAGGAGGCUACAGGUUACAGGACAACGUUCAGUUUCACCUCUACAUCAGCACCUCGCCCUGCGGAGACGCCAGGAUUUUCUCUCCGCACGAAGCCGGAGUGGAAGAUCAGGGAGACCGGCACCCAAACCGCAAAGCAAGAGGCCAACUCAGGACCAAAAUAGAGUCAGGGGAGGGCACCAUUCCUGUACGGUCCAGUAACACCAUCCAGACCUGGGACGGUGUGCUUCAAGGAGAGAGGUUGCUCACCAUGUCCUGCAGUGACAAGAUCGCAAGGUGGAAUGUGGUGGGCAUCCAGGGCUCUUUAAUGAGCUACUUCACCGAGCCCAUCUACUUCUCCAGCAUCAUCCUCGGCAGCCUUUACCAUGCCGACCACCUCUCCAGGGCCAUGUACCAGCGCAUUGCAGAUAUCGAGGACCUGCCCCAGCAGUUCACCCUCAACAGGCCUCUACUCAGCGGUAUAAGCAACGCUGAGGCUAGACAGCCGGGCAAGGCGCCGAACUUCAGCGUGAAUUGGACUGUCGGCGAUCAGGCACUGGAGGUGAUCAACGCCACCACGGGGAAGGACGAUAUGGGCCGGCCUUCCAGACUCUGCAAACACGCCCUCUACAGCCGCUGGGUGCGCCUGCACUCGAAGCUGUCAUCCAUCCUGCGGAUCAAAGUGCCCAAGCCCAGCUCAUACCAUGAUGCCAAGCAGGCGGCCAUGGAGUACCACUCUGCUAAAAAGGCCCUCAUCAAGGCCUUCCACAAGGCUGGCCUGGGGGCCUGGGUCAAAAAGCCCAUCGAGCAAGACCAGUUCACCCUCAGCUCCUGAUUGAGUCCGGGGACCAAAUGGAGAGGGGGGGUUUCCCAAUGCACCAGCUCCUCCCGCCCUCCCUCCCUGACCCAGGCCGGAAAACUUAUCGAGCCCCUCAGUAACAUUUUAUUUCCGUCCCCAUGUGUGAGCUAUACAUGUGCACUUGUCACCUGCGUGGCUCCACGAACUCUCCAUAGCUCAUCAUUCCUCAGAGGACCUCCGCCUCAUCUUGUUUCUCAUUUUUGAUUUUUAAGCCUAUAAUUUUGGUUUUAAUUGUUUUCUGUUUUUAAACUGGAACCAUUGUUCUUUUUUUUUCAGUCACUUUGUUUUCAGGACAGAAAUGUUCCUCAUGCUGUAGGUGUGAAAAAGUGGCGAAAAUACAAUUUUUGUCUCUUUUCGCAAAAUGAGUGUAGCCUUUUUAGGGGAACAUGUAGCAUAGAAGAAAUAUUUUUUUUUUGUUGUUGUUGUUACUGACUAAUACCAAUGUGUAUGGACCUAAAGAUAAUUGCUAAAAUUAAAAACAGUGAUCUUUAAUUUAAUGAUUCAUAAAUCCUCAAGAUGUAAAUCUAGUUCAGAAAAGUGAAAAUAUUGUAGGUAUAACAUAUAAUGUGUGUUUCUCUGAUGCGUUCUUAGCCCCUUUUAUUAAAGGUGAAAAUGUUCUAAAACAAUGUCGCCCUGUUUGAUUGAUUCACAAUAAAACAAAUUCAGGACAGGUGUGACUGCAGCUUAGCACUCUCAAGUUAAUAUUUUGUGAUUUUCUUUUUCAUUCAUUUAUUCAUUCAUUUGUCCUCAAAGGUAUUUCCCAUCGCUGUCACUUCAUACUUGAAUAUCCGGGUGGGUCAUGUUGGAGUCCUCCCCCUCACCUGGGUCCCGGGACGAAGCUUUAGGAGGCGCUGCACGUUCUAUUAUUUUUUCCUUGAUUUAUUUGGUUUCCUUUUUGAAUCCAUGGCUUUGCAUGGAAACUGAACUGAGAGGCUUGCCGAGCAGAAAACAAGCGACGGAGAACUCUAUGCGUCAACGAUUUUUGAAUGAAUGCCAGCAACUUUCUCCACAGGCAGCUUUGAAUCUUUGUCUCUAUUUUCUACAUUUCUUGUGAUUAAUUGAAUGAUUUUUGGGGGGCUUCAAGAGAAGAGGGUUUUUUUUCUGUUUGUUUGUUUACUUUCUGUGUUCCCUUAUCAAAAAAGGAUAAAUGGGGAUGAAACUACUGAGAGAACAGUGACUGUACAACAAACUUCUCAGACUUCUUGUAUUUACACCACAGAGACCCCUGACAGCUGUCAGAUCAGAUAAUAGUAGAUGUCCUGUAGCACACAUAUGGUACAGUAUAUGAAGCUAGAUUCAAGAUAUGCCACAUUAAGCCCAUCUGUGGUGGCUGUGAUGCAAACAUGCAAUCUCCACAACGUUGUCCUUGGAAGCACCUUCACAGACCGUGCAUGAACAGACUCAGAAGCUGUAUGCUGAAACCUGAUGCCAGUAGUGUCCAACCAAAUGUACAGUUUUCCAGUUUGAUGUUCAGCCUCCUGUAUUAACGCCUCUCUGUGUAUUAACUCCUGUUCACCGUGAGUCAAUACUCUUCCAUGUUUUAAACUGGUCAAUGAAAACGCAUUUCUAAGAAACUUCAGUCAAUUCCUGUUUCCAGCUGUAGGAUGAAAAACACAGUUUGAGUGUGAAAUUUGUGUGUGCUCAGGUGUCUUUCAGCAUACUCAGUUAAAUUUUCACCAAAGAUGUAGAUUUUCACGUGUUUUUCCCCCAGUGUUAAUAACACCUGUUUUUUAAUGGCUUGCCAUUAUUCCGCCAUCAUCCCUUUACUGGCAGGUUGUUUUUUUUUUGUACUUGUGUUUUCUGCAAAAAAAAAAAGUAUAUUCCAUAUUGGGCAUAAAAGUCAGGCUUCUUUAGUGCAAAUGUAGCUGUCAGCGCCCACCGUGCAUUUUGUGACCUGCAAUCAUAACUGUUGCAAUAUACUUGUUCUGCGCAUAUAAGGAACAACAAAUGUGGCAAAUUCUCCCUCUGUGGAAACCUUUUGGAUCUCUCCUUUGUCAGUAGGAAUGUGAAGAUCUUAUUGUUCCUAUAUAUAAGUUUAUGAAUCACUGACUACAGCCAAUGUACAGCAUGGCACCAACACUUCCAGAGUCGACUUGAUUCAUUCCCAUUGUAGCAAGACAGAUACAGCAGGAAGAAAAAAAAAAGCAGCACUGUUACAUUUCUCCUCCACCAGCUGGCACUCGUGAUGUCAUCGAAGGUUGUCCAAUCCUCCUUGUUUUGAUUUAAUUUUCUAAGCCAUCAUUAGAAAAUCAAAGCUGUGUUCAAAAUGUUCACUCACUCAGACUGUGUGUGUACAAAACUGAAUGGUGCAGGUGGAGCCAGCGUUUUGGUGUUGCAACACUAAAUUCUGCUUUAAUGUGUUUAUUUGCAGGUAUAUUGCAUAAACAAGCACCAGCAGCAUACAUCACAUUAUAAAUAAAUGGUUUUUUUUAAACCUUAUACUAACAUAAUUCAUCAUCAUAAAAUUUGCACUAAGUCUUAUGUUACCAGUUUUACUUUCCGUGAAGUCAGGAAAGUCACAAAAAUCAACUGCGGACAAUAAGUGUCAGUAUGCAAACAUCAGCAUUAGUGUCUUUACUUUAUUAUCAUUCUUGGUCAGUCAAGGCAUUACAUUUUGUUUCAUGUACACUAUUUCUACUGUUUGGUAACGUUUUAUAUGUUGCUUUAUUUAUAAGAAAAGGAAAUCACUGGUGGAUGUUAGCUGCCCUGCAUGUUAAUGGUAGCAUGCUAACAUUAGCAUUACCAUGCUGAAUUGACUGAAGCUGAAAUACAGUAGAGCUGAUGUAGAUUCUCUACUUACACUGUAUGACAUUGAAUUGAAUUUCUAGUUGACCAUAGUUGAUGCUGUGUAAGCGUGUGUAAAAUAUUAGAAAGUCUUGAAAAUUCGAAGAUGCUUUUGUUACUAAACUCUUCAUAUUGGCAGUGGUUAAAAACUGGAAACACUGAGCUCAACAUGAACUUUUUAACAAAGCAGAGAAAACCAUUUGCUAAUGCAACUUUUAGUUUUUUUUUAGUUAUUCUUAACUGCGUAUGUUAAAUGUACAUCAUCACUAACAGUAACAUGCUAAAGACUGUAUGUUGGUGGCUUUAGAUGCACAUCAAAAAAUGCCUCCAUCUAUUUCUAUGAAACAACCUACUGCAGCAUCUGAACACAACAUAAAUGUAAAUGGCAAUAUGUUAUGGCAUUUUGUUCAAAAUGGAUAAGGGAAGAUUAAUUUUUGAGAUUGACAUAUUCUGAGAUACAUGACCAAUCAUAUUAUUACAAAGAUAAUUUAAAAUACAGAUAUAUCAUGUUAAUGUCAGCAUCAGUAUGUUAAUGUUCACAGCUACACAACUGUCAUAUAGUCUACAGUAGUGUAAAGAGUGUACUACCUCUUUACAAUACUUUUGCUAAGCCCUAUGAGAGUUUUCUUGUUCACCGUACAGUGGGUGUUAGCUUGCUAAAUUUAGCAUUACCAUUUUUAGGCCAUUCAAGUUAUUCUGGUUUUUUUUAAAAGUUAGUGUACCACCUCAACACUACUUUUUUGUACCAUCUGAGAACUUCUGAGUACACAAUUAAUGGUAGAUUUAGAGUCAUUGUUAUCUGUUUUCAAAGGCACUGAAUCCUAAUGUUAGCAUUAGCUCGCUCUGUUAGCUCAGGCUUAAUUUAAUCAUGGUCUAAUUUGAUGAUGCCAUGUAGCACCUCUGUAGACUAUCUUUACUGUACCAGGCAGUAGCUUUUUAGUACACUAUCUACAUAGUGGCUAGAAAACUAAUAAUUAGCUGAGGAUGUUAGAAUGCUAAUGUUAGCCUUAAUGGACUUUGUUAGCUCAGGUUGUAGGGCGUAGUGGUCUGUCUUUAACAAUGCAGUGAACUGUACAUUCAAGUAAACAGUAGAAAUUGUGCACAGGAGAUGAAAAUGACUGUAGUGUACUAAUGAAGAAAAAGUGACCAAUUUGAACACAGCUUUGAAGUUAGCUUUAUAGUAAAAAUGAAGAACAGUCUGAUUGAGUGAUCCCCUACAAUUUAACCCUAACUACAAUCCUAGCCAGUAGGCCUACUCCAUAUGCAAGUGUGACAGAUGUUUCUCUUCCUCUCUGUUUCUCCCAGUUCGUUCUGUUAAUGUUUUGAUUUUUACAAAGCUGUCUGAGGGUUUUUCUUUUUCGUAUAUGCCCCGUUAAGAUUGCCUGCUCCUAGAGUUUAGUUUUUUUUUUUUUGACUGCACUAAAGAUGUCAACUGAUGAUGUCAUGAUUUAAAAAGAAAAAAAAAAAAAGGAAAAAGUCUCCAUUUAUGGUUCGGAUGAAUUCAACUACUGGAGCAAGUAUGGAACUGCUUCCGCUUAACCCCCUCGUGAAUCCCUGAAGACGGUCAGUGCAACCCUUCCCCCUUCUUGGUGGGGUUAUGUUAUUUUGGUUCUGUUCAGUGAGCCCACAUUUGGAGGCUUUUGCUCUUUCUGGGUUCAGUUGUCCAAUGUGUGAAAUCCUCCACCAACUCAAACCACGACCUUGCAUGUUCUACCAACACUGAAGCUGCACCUAGCAUGAUGACAAACUUUUAAGGACAAUGUAGAAAAAACAGAUAUAGAUAGUUAUAUGAAAUCAAGAAAAAAAAAAGAAUAAAGAAGUUCUUAGUUUA
Molecule: messenger RNA, 7250 nt
Organism: Xiphophorus maculatus (southern platyfish)
Lineage: Eukaryota; Metazoa; Chordata; Actinopteri; Cyprinodontiformes; Poeciliidae
Gene: adarb1b
Product: double-stranded RNA-specific editase 1-like
Exons: 14
Coding region: 524-2611 (695 amino acids)
Biological process (GO): adenosine to inosine editing; RNA processing
Cellular component (GO): nucleolus; cytoplasm
Molecular function (GO): double-stranded RNA binding; tRNA-specific adenosine deaminase activity; double-stranded RNA adenosine deaminase activity
Source: RefSeq, a predicted model, not a curated record